AUGCCAUCCUCCGCGCAAGCACACGAAUUCUUCUCCACGAAGCCAGAGUUCUCGGAGCAACCAUCCCAAAACAGCCACGUGACCCAACAAGAACCGCACCGGCACCAUGCUGUGGACGUCGAAUGUCGGAAGUCGGCGUGGGUCUGUGUGCUCGGGUCAUUCCUAUUUCUGAUGCCUUCUUUCGGGUUCAUGCAAUCUUCCGGAGCAGUCCAGUCAUUUCUCUUAGAGAACCAACUGAGAGAUUAUUCUGCCCGUGAUGUUGGCUGGAUUACAGGAGUCUACAGCUUUCUCACGAUGCUUCUCGGUAUCCAGGCAGGACCGCUGAUCGACGUUUACGGCCCGAAAUUUCUUGGACCACUCGCGACAGGACUACUCGUUCUGAUGUUCUUUGUCCUCGCCGAAUGCGCAAAGAUUUGGCAGUUCAUCCUCUGCCUAGGUGUUCUGGGAGGCAUUGGUAAUGCUAUUGCUACAACUGUAGGCAUUGCUGUAAUUGGGAAACUCUUCAAUCGUCGUAAGGGGCUAGCACUCGGUAUCGCUCUGUCUGGCUCUUCUACCGGUGGGAUGAUUUUCCCAUUGGUUCUAAGGCAGAUAUUCCCUCUAUGGGGGUGGGCAUGGUCUAUGAGAGCAGUGGGAUUCCUGACUGUCCUUAUACUGAGCUCAGGCAUUGCCUGCCUCCUUCCUUUCGAGAGGUUGCAUGCUAUGAUAGCUUCCGAUAGAGUGUCUACCAAAAGGAGUAGGAAAAUGGCUGUUAUGGGCUUUUCUGCCUUCCAUUCAUUACCUUUCUCGCUCAUCUGCGGCGCCAUAGCGCUUCUCGAGUUCGUCAUCUUUGGUGCAACUGCAAUUCUUCCAACCUUGGUGGCUUUAUCGGGACUUCCUAUAGAGCAUGGAUUCAACAUGCUAGCUAUCCUGAACGGCGUUUCGUCUCUUGGGCGUAUUCUUCCUGGCGUGGUAGGGGAUCGCCUGGGACAUUACAACGUCCUCCUGACUCGAAUCGAAGCCUUGUAUGCUUUCUCGGCUUUAUGGGGGUUUGGCACCGGAUCAUUCUUGUCACUUGCACCUGCCUGUGUGGCGAAGACUUGUGAGCUUAAAGACUAUGGAAGAUACUAUGGGACAAUGAACUUUGUCAUAAGCUUCUCGCUUCUCUUAACAGUGCCAAUCGGCGGUCAAAUGCUGCAGACUCUUGGGCCGACUGCCUUAUCGGGACUUUAUCUUGCUGUCGUAUUUGCCGGAGGCUUAUUAGUCUAUGCAGGCCGGUCCGUGGUAGUAGGUUCUUGGACUAACUUCAGAGAAAGGAUGUAG
Colletotrichum tamarilloi is the source of this 1299-nucleotide messenger RNA. Its product is annotated as riboflavin transporter MCH5. Lineage: Eukaryota; Fungi; Ascomycota; Sordariomycetes; Glomerellales; Glomerellaceae. Gene Ontology annotation, cellular component: membrane. The transcript is spliced from 5 exons. Bases 1 to 1299 code for a protein of 432 amino acids. The record is from RefSeq and is a predicted model, not a curated record. Gene Ontology annotation, molecular function: transmembrane transporter activity. Gene Ontology annotation, biological process: transmembrane transport.